AUGUUGCCUUCUGAAUUCCGUUUAUUUCAUUGUCUCUUUAUCUCUCUCUUUCUCUCUCUCUUUCACUUUAUCUGUCUCUUUCUAUCUCUCUUUCUCUUUACCUACCUUUCUUUUUUACUCUCUCUCUCUCACUUACUUUCUCUCUCUCCUUUUUUCUCCCUUUCUUAUCUCUUCUCUUUUCAUCUCUCUUUCUCUCUCUUUCUCUCUCUCUCUCUUUCCUUUCUGACUUUUCUCUCUCCUUCUCCCACUUUCUCUUUCUCUCUCUUCUCUCUCCCCUUCUUUUCCUCCUCUUUCUCUUUCCUUUUCUUUCUCUCUCUAUUUCUUUCUCUCUCUCUCUCUCCUUUAUCUCAUUCUUUUUUUUUUUAUCUCUUUCUCUUUUAUCUAUCUUUCUCUCUCUCUCACUUUCUCUCCCUUUCUCCCUCACUUUCCCCCUCUCUUUAUCUUUCUUACCAUUUAUCUCUUUUUCUCCAUCUGUCUUUCUCUAUCUCUCUUUCUCUCUUCUUCUCUCUCUUUAUCUCUCUCUUCACUUUUUUUCUUUAUCUCUUUCUCUCUUUUGUUUCUCCCUUUUCUCUUCUAUCUUUUCUCUUCUCUCUCUCUCUUGUCUUUCUCUCCCUUUUCUCUCCUACCUCUCUUUUCUCUUUUCUUUCCUAUCUUUCUCUUCUUCUUUCUCUCUCUCUCUCUCUCUCUCUCUCUCUCUUUAUUCUUUCCUUUGUCUAUAUAUAUCUAGUGGAAAUCUUUCUUUUCUUUGUCUCUCAUUCUCUCUCUUUGUUUCUCCUUUUCUCUCUUUCUCUAUCUCUCUUUCUCUCUUCUUCUCUCUCUCUUUCUCUUUGUCUCUCCUUCUCUCUUUUUGUUUCUUCUUUUCUCUCUCUCUACCUCUCUUUCUCUUUUCUUUCUCUAUCUCUUUCUCUCUGUUAUUUACGUCUUAUGUUUCUUACUCUCUCUCUCUCUCUCUCUCUCUCUCUCUCUUUGCUUCUAUUCCUCUCUCUCUCUAUAUAUAUAUCUAUCUUUCUCUUUUAUUUCUCUCUCCCCUUCUUUCCCCUCUACCUCUCUCUCAUUCUCUAUGACACAUUCCUUUACAUUUCUUCUCUCUCUCUUGCCAUAUCUCAUCUCUCUCUCCUCUCUAGUAAAUCUAUGAUACGUUUCUUUCUAUUUAUCUAUCUUUCUCUCUUUUCUCUAUUUCCUCUCUCCCUCUCUCUUUUUAUAAUGUAA
Messenger RNA from Acanthosepion pharaonis, 1209 nucleotides. The record is from the annotation of a GenBank genome assembly. Lineage: Eukaryota; Metazoa; Mollusca; Cephalopoda; Sepiida; Sepiidae.